AUGUCAUCAUUCCCCAGCUUAGUCGUAACCAAGGGCUCUGCUGGGGGAGGAGCCCUCGGUCGCCAUCACUCAGAGCCUGAGCCACUUGAAGUUUGUACUACUGGGAGUUGGGAAACUGAGGAUUUUUCUUUCAACACUGGACAGUCCUUUUUCCAAUGUCCCCACUUCUUACAAAGGCACUGUCCCCCGGCCCCUCCUCUCGGGGCGGUGCCGGGGGCUGUCGGGGCCGUGCCCCUUGCUGCCAGAGCCCGCCUUCCUCCUCUUUCAUUAACCCGGGCCCCGCCUGACCCGUGCCCCUCCUUUGCGGGGCUGCGGGAGGAGGGGCUGCGGCCUGGCCCGAGCCCGCGCCCAGCACAGCCGGGACCGAUCCCGCCCGCAUGGCCGGCGUCACCAGGUCCAUCUCUGAUUCCUCUGGACUUUUAUAUAAGGGUUCUUGGCUCUGAUAUCCCUGGACCUGCGUUGGACCUUUCCAGAGCUGUUGGCCUCAGUCCAGGGACUUUCCAGAUGCCUUGCCCUCCUGCCUGGCUCGCCAAAAACUGUUGCCUUUUUGCGCUGGAACAGAGAACACACGGGUUAGGGGGAAUAAAAGGGUAUUUAUUGAAAAGGCCUCCAAGGCCACACCCCGGCAGUCACAGUGCCACAGCGUGGCCCCUGCCCUGUCCGAGUGGCUCUCAGGUGGAAGGAAAGAGAGAGAGGUCACAUGAUUUUACACUUCUUAUAAGCUCUGGCCAUCCAAUCAACAGUUUCAAUUUGUAGGAUGUCAUUUCCCUUUUCUCCUGGCCAAAUCGUCCUCUUCUCAUAUUGUUUAUACUCAAGGCCUGGAGCCUAAAGACAACUGUCCUUGAAGUCCAUAGCUGGCAUCAGACUGCUGCGUCUUCCCCACUCCAAGCACCACAGAGCACACUCAUGCAGAACAGAAAACUCUCAGAUCUGA
Molecule: messenger RNA, 934 nt
Organism: Ficedula albicollis (Collared flycatcher)
Lineage: Eukaryota; Metazoa; Chordata; Aves; Passeriformes; Muscicapidae
Product: basic proline-rich protein-like
Exons: 3
Coding region: 1-756 (251 amino acids)
Source: RefSeq, a predicted model, not a curated record